This is a messenger RNA of Cajanus cajan (pigeon pea), 2320 nucleotides long. Its product is annotated as cysteine-rich receptor-like protein kinase 29. Gene Ontology annotation, molecular function: protein serine/threonine kinase activity; ATP binding. Lineage: Eukaryota; Viridiplantae; Streptophyta; Magnoliopsida; Fabales; Fabaceae. Gene Ontology annotation, cellular component: plasma membrane. Gene Ontology annotation, biological process: protein phosphorylation. The record is from RefSeq and is a predicted model, not a curated record.
CAUAGCUACCUAAGCAAGAGUUUCAAUGUUGUUAUUCUGAUAAAGAUGGGUGGCGUUUAUUGCAUGAUUCUUUGUUUUGUAUUUCUAAAAUUCAUAUCUGAAGCCAGUGCCCAGCCAGUCAGCUUUGUCUGUGAUAACAGCAGAGGGAACUACACAGCUAAUAGCACAUAUGAGUCGAAUCUGAACACCCUUUUAACCUCUCUUUCUUCUAACACACAAAUUGACUACGGUUUCUACAACUUCUCCUAUGGCCAAAACACAGACAAAGUCUACGCCAUUGGACACUGCAGAGGAGAUGUUAAGCCGGAGGAAUGCCGCAGUUGCCUCAAUAAUUCCAGGGUCGAUCUCAAACAGCGCUGUCCAAACCAAAAGGAGGCAAUUGAGUGGUUUGAUAAAUGCAUGUUGCGCUACUCGAACCGCACAAUAUUUGGCAUCGAGCAAGAUGAUCCACCUAUUAUCCUGUAUAACGAAAACAGCGCAACACAAGUGGAUGAGUUCAAUCAAAUUCUCGGAAACUUAUUGAAGAACCUCAAAGACACAGCGGCAGCAGGUGACUCUCGUCGUAAGUACGCUGCGGAUAAUGCAACUUUUUCAUAUUUUCAAAACAUUUACGGUCUAGUGCAGUGCACCCCUGAUUUGUCUCAGCAACAAUGCACUGACUGCUUGGAAGGACUUAUUUCACGGAUCCCAUAUUGCUGUAAUGACAAAGUAGGUGCUACAGUUAUUACACUCAGUUGUAAUAUUAGAUAUGAAACUCACAGAUUCUACGAAUCUGAUGAACAACAUUCAACACCGCCUCCUCCAUCCACCAAUAGCACUUCCUCAGGAGAGAGUGACAACAAAGUACCGAUUGUCAUUGCUGUAAUUGUGCCUACUGUUGUUGUUGUUUUGCUCCUUUCUCUCUGCUUAUAUUCAAGGAGGUGGAAGGCAAUGAAAAAUCUUGCAGGUGAAGGCAAAGAAGAUGAAGAUGAGGAUGAAAUUAAAAUUGCUGAGUCAUUACAAUUCAACUUGGACACAAUACGAGUUGCUACAGAAGACUUCUCUGAUUCUAAUAAACUUGGACAAGGUGGAUUUGGAGCUGUUUACCGGGGUAAGCUCUCCAACGGGCAGAUGAUUGCAGUCAAAAGAUUGUCAAGAGAUUCGCGCCAAGGAGAUACGGAAUUUAAGAAUGAAGUGCUUUUAGUGGCCAAGCUUCAGCACCGAAAUUUAGUUAGACUACUUGGUUUCUGCUUGGAAGGAAGAGAGAGGCUACUUGUCUAUGAAUUUGUUCCUAAUAAAAGUCUUGAUUUUUUCAUAUUUGAUCCAACCAUGAAAGCACAAUUUGAUUGGGAAAGGCGUUACCAAAUCAUUAGAGGUAUUGUUCGAGGACUUCUUUACCUUCACGAAGAUUCUCGACUACGUAUUAUACAUCGUGAUCUCAAAACAAGUAACAUUCUUCUAGACGAAGAAAUGAAUCCUAAAAUAGCAGAUUUUGGCAUGGCAAAACUAGUUUUAGUGGAUCAAACUCAAGUAAAUACAAAUAGAAUUGUCGGAACCUAUGGAUAUAUGGCACCAGAGUAUGCGAUGCAUGGACAAUUUUCUGUAAAAUCAGAUGUCUUCAGUUUUGGUGUACUAGUUCUUGAGAUUGUAAGCGGUCAGAAGAACAGUGGCAUUCGUGAUGGGGAGAGUGUUGAGGAUCUACUAUGCUUCGCAUGGAGAAAUUGGAAGGAGGGGACAGCAACAAAUAUUGUAGAUCCAUUGUUAAACAACAAUUCCCGAAAUGAAAUGAUGAGAUGCAUUCAUAUUGGUUUACUCUGUAUUCAAGAAAAUUCAUCUGACAGACCAACCAUGGCUACCAUUAUGCUCAUGCUUAAUAGCUAUUCUCUCAGCCUCCCAAUUCCUACAGAACCUGCAUUUUAUACAAACAGUAGAACUAGAAGUCUUCCAGAGAUGCAAUCAUGGGAGUAUAAUUCAAGAGAAACUGGAUCAAGUGAACCGAUACUUAAAUCAGCUCAAGAAUCAGAAAAUGAAGCUUCAAUUACUGAGCUAUACCCUCGCUAGAUUUUGUUCACGGGAGUGAGAUUCAUUCAUCAUCAUCAAAUGCUUCCGGUCUUAAACCAGAAUACAGAGACUUAGAAGUCAUGUAAUUUGUUCUAGCAAUUUCUUGUUUAAAUAUACCACGCAUCCUCUCUGUUUAAACUGAGACAGAAACCUGCGAUAUUAUGACCUUCAGCUAGUCUUGAAGUAUAUGUUAUGGCUAUUAUAUUAGUUGUUGGAUUUACAUAUAAUGGUUAUAAAAGCUAGAAAUAGAUUUUUUUAAUUUGUUAACAAGCAACCACAC